Leptidea sinapis is the source of this 1750-nucleotide messenger RNA. It is a transcript of the gene Loxl2, whose product is annotated as lysyl oxidase homolog 2B. Lineage: Eukaryota; Metazoa; Arthropoda; Insecta; Lepidoptera; Pieridae. Gene Ontology annotation, cellular component: membrane. The record is from RefSeq and is a predicted model, not a curated record. Gene Ontology annotation, biological process: peptidyl-lysine oxidation. The transcript has 9 exons. Bases 213 to 1676 code for a protein of 487 amino acids. Gene Ontology annotation, molecular function: protein-lysine 6-oxidase activity; copper ion binding.
UAACACGCGACAGUCAUGAAGUAUAUUUAAGUGAUACAACAUCUCUAUAUGAAAUUCUAAAAAAUUAACGGCAUGAAUCUUACGGCACACACCAAGGUACAAGAGUAGGGCCUCAAUAUCUAAUAAGUUAUAUUUUAGAAAACAAUAAAAAAGAGAUAAAUUCAACUGCAGAGUUAAAAUUCGUACAGUGAAAAGAUAAAAACAUCAAAAUUAUGUUUUCAUAUAAUAUUAUGAUAUACUCUGUUUUUCUUAUUCAGUUAAAAAUAUUAAUGUGUAAGGACCUAAGUGAGAAUGAACGCGUAAUGAGAGCAGCAUUUAUUCAGAAGUUACUGAAUAAGCAAAAAUAUGCAGAGGGUAGAAUCAAACUUAUGGGUGGUCAAACAUCUUUGGAAGGCAAUGUAUAUAUUAAUCACGCUGGAAGGUGGGGUGCUAUAUGUGAUGAUUCAUGGGACCAUGCUGCCGCGCAAGUAGUAUGCCGUAUGUUCAACAAAACUGGUGUGGCAACGCAUGGAGGGCAAUAUGGAGAAGCUAUUGAAAAAUUUUGGAUGGAUGACGUCGUUUGUGAAGGUUAUGAAACAUCGUUAUCUAAAUGUAUAUUCUCUGGCUGGGGCUCAUCAGACUGUAACCCUAGCGAAGCAGCUGGAGUCAAGUGUGGUCUCGAUAUUCCACCAAUGGAAAUAAAAUCAAGACCAAGAAGACCUUUACACGAAGUAAUGGAUGUUUUAACAGCAAGUCUUAGACUUGUUGGUGGCAGAAGUAGUUACGAAGGUAGAGUUGAGAUUUAUUACGGUGGCAAGUGGGGAAGUAUUUGCCCUGAUGGGUGGACAUUAUACGAGGCGUCUGCAGUAUGUCGGCAUUUGGCGCUGGGCUUUGCAGAACAAGCUUUACAAACUGAUUUCUUUGGUAGCUCCAAGAUCGUCCUCAGCGGCGUGGAUUGUGAGGGGAACGAGACGAAUUUAUUUUCAUGCAGACACAGAGAGUUUGGAAAUGUUUUGUGUCCUGGCGAACAAGGUCAUGUUGCAGCCGUUGUAUGCACACAGCAUUUAUCUGAUCUUCUCCUAGAUACAAAUGCCAUUGAGCGUUCAGCUCAUCUUCAAGAUGCUCCAAUGUUUCAGCUUCAAUGCGCUAUGGAAGAGAACUGCUUGAGCAAAUCUGCCUACGAGAUACAAAGAACAAAUCCAAAUUGGCAAUUCGAAACUCGCAGGCUUCUACGCUUUACUGCCGCGUCGUUGAAUAUUGGAAAUGCUGAUUUUAGACCUUAUUUACCUAAGCAUUUGUGGCAGUGGCACCUGUGUCAUAUGCAUUACCAUAGUAUGGAAGUUUUCGCUACUUUCGAUGUGUUGGACAGAAAUGGCCGUAGAGUUGCAGAAGGACAUAAGGCUUCUUUUUGCUUAGAAGAUAACACUUGUAUGCCUGGCGUUGAUAAGAAGUUCUCAUGUCUUAACUAUGGUGACCAAGGUGUAUCAGUGAACUGUUCAGAUAUUUAUCAGUAUAACCUUGAUUGUCAGUGGGUUGAUGUCACUGAUGUGGUGCCUGGCGACUAUACAUUUAGGGUUGCAGUGAACCCUCACACCAGAAUUGCUGAGCAAACCUACCACAACAACGCUGCGUCUUGUUCCUUGCGCCUUACAGAUACAUAUGCUGCUGUUUAUUCAUGUCAGUUGCAACGACCAUGACUCACGUAAUCUUACUGCAAACAAUUGUAAAUACAUUUUAUCUCACCUUGAUUGAAUAACAUUUUAUACUGAUA